Molecule: messenger RNA, 1818 nt
Organism: Symbiodinium pilosum
Lineage: Eukaryota; Dinophyceae; Suessiales; Symbiodiniaceae
Source: the annotation of a GenBank genome assembly
AUGCUGGUUCUGCACGCUGCAAGGCAUACUUCUGUUCCUUCCGUGCAACUGAUCUUUAUAUAUGGGUUUCCCAGGCCUCAAGUCCUCAAAGUGGCCAAGAUCCUCGGUCCAAGGAAGCUGAUUCCGAAUCCCAAAAGCGGCACCGUGGUCUCAAACCUUAAAGCAGCAAUCAAGGAGGCCAAAGGGGGAACGCUCUUGGAGUACCGUGCAGAAGGAGAAGGCGAGGUGAAGGCCACGAUCGCUGACACCCACUUCUCUGAUGCGAAGAUUCUGGAAAACUUGAAAUUUCUCGUGCCCUCGCAAAUCAGUCAACGGCUGCAGGCAGGUCUCCCAGAAAUGUCCCGAAAUUGGGAGUUCUUAGCAGCAAGUAUGCGAGGUGAAACUGAUGCGAUGCGCAAGCCUCCUGGCACACCGUUGAUCAAGGGCCAAGGCCGGGGCUUGGUGAGCCAGGAAGGUGCAGAGAAUGUCCAGAUGUAUGGACCCGGAAUCGCUCAUGCCAUCUUCUGUCGGCUACUUCAGAUAGCCUUUAAAGGAGAAAAGCUCCGGUAUCUGGGUGCCCCAGAAAUCAUGGGGAAGAAGGGCGGCAAGAAGAAGGCACUGGACCCGGAGGCCGCUAAGAGACAAGAGGCGGCAGAGAAUGAGGAGAGGAGGCGGAUGGAGAUGAUCAGGGAAGCAAAGCGUUUGCGAGAAAAUUGCGAACGCGAGGAAAGUCAUUUUCAUCAGUUCCUUAUGGAGCGCGAGAAGAUCAACUACUUCUGGAUUGUGGAGAAGAAAACGCUCACGGAGAAGCAAGCUGACCUUCGCAACAAACAGCGAGAAUUGCAAGAUCUAGAAGAGCGACAGCAAAUUGAGCUGAAGAUGUUUCAGCAAAGGCUGAAACAUUUGAGAUACCAUCAACAGGAUGAGGUAGUGGAGCUCAAGACUGACGCCGAACUGUCUCUGAAGCUCCAAGAAGAUCAUCACAGGAUCACUGAGGCAGAGAUCAAGAAGGAUCAGCGAGCGCUGAAGAUGGAGAAGAAAGAAUCAGAAGUCGCGCAGCAAGACUUCACCCGCAUGCUGAAGCUUGAGCAGGACCAAAAGAUUCUGGAACUCAGACACGAGUUCGAUCGCAAGGCCCGCGAUAUGCAGCAAAAGUAUGAGCUGAGAAUGAAAACUAUCCGCGAAGAAAUGGAGAAGCAGCGACGCAAGCAGAUUCAGAAGAUCGAGGAGUCGAAGAAUGCUCAGAUUGAGCAGGUCAUGAAGAAAAACCAGUUGGACUUUACUGAGAUCAAGGUCUACUACCAGGAGAUCACAGUCUCAAACUUUGAUUCCAUCAAGCGACUCAAGGAGGACUAUGCAACCAUCAAGAAGGACGAGAAUGACGAUGCGAAGAAGAUGUAUGACUUAGAGCAGCGAAGCAAGCAGCUCAAGGAGCCCAUGAAGAAGGCAAACCAGGACGUUGAGCGUUUGGAGCAGGAAAAGGAAGCCUACAAAGAGGACAAGAAGCGGCUUGCUCAAGUAAAGGAGAAGAUCAAGCAGUCCGAGACCCUCCUGAAGCGCAUGGAGUUUCAGCAUGAGGUCCUUCAACAACAGCUUGCUCAAGUCACGUCAGAGCGGGAGGAUCUCUACACAAAGUUUCAACAAGCAAUAUAUGACGUGCAGCAGAGAAGUGGCUUGAAAAACCUGAUCCUCGAAAAAAAGAUUGACACUGUAGAAGAGGCGCUGGAAACAACGGAGGCGCAGAUCACAGAACUUUUGGCGUCUGCCAACGUCGCAGCCUCAGAUUUUGUUGGCAGGCUGGUGUCGGCGCAGAGAUUGGGUCAUUCCCGAGAUUUGUAA